Molecule: messenger RNA, 8422 nt
Organism: Nerophis lumbriciformis (worm pipefish)
Lineage: Eukaryota; Metazoa; Chordata; Actinopteri; Syngnathiformes; Syngnathidae
Gene: mlip
Product: muscular LMNA-interacting protein
Source: RefSeq, a predicted model, not a curated record
GACUCCAUGUGGCACGGCUGAAAAGUGGUCAUGUUGCUUUGAUCAAACACCCAAGGAGAGCGUAUUGAGGCCCAAGAACAGGCACCUGUAUCAGACUGGAAGAGAGGGGGAGGCACUUGACGCAGAUAUGAGGAGCUCUGGCCAAGUUUUGGGAACAGGCAUGGCGUGCCACAAGAGAUAGCUGAGGGACUUCCGGCAAACGGCCUGCGAUGCCACGCGUAGCACGAGGAUCCGGCGUCUGUGUGGAACUUUGAUCGAUGGGGACGACGUGACCUUGGCAACACUUGGCGCCAUUAAACAUUCAGGGCCACUCUGGUUUUGUGAGGAGUCCCAGCUCAGCCUUCUGGUUUCACAUUUAUUCCAUCAAGGCAGAUGUUCCCUGCUGAAAGUGUUAUUUUAACUGAAGGAGCCCAGAAGACCACACAGAACAUAGGGGGGUCCCAUGAGAAGACAACCGCCAAGAUCAUGUAUGGCGGGGAGAUUUUAAAAGCGGAGAUUGUCUAUAUCAAAGAGUCGGUGGAGGGAGAAGCAAGAAUCGGAGGCAAGACAAACAUUGAGCUGCAGCCUGCGUUGGACCCUGCGAGCCUCUCCCAAACCUCCGCGUCACUCGGUGGCCAGUCUGAAAAUACACCCAAACACGGCGGCUCUGCCUCCAUGGAAACAACUGCUAGUAAACCCAGGGGCCUUUCCUGGCAGUGGGGUCACGAUUCCUCUAUAUGUGUUGAGGUUAGCUCGGGUUUCUCUAGCGAUAAGCCGUCUGGGUUGGCUCACAGAACGACAAGCCCCGCAUUCUCGGCGCACGUGUUCCCCACGCCGGCUUCAUCCAGAGAGUCCGUCCUCUCAGACAGCUGGGAUAAAGACAGGAACUGGCUUUUCUCUCUCGGCUCUCCUGCCUCUUUCAGUCGCACUGUUUCCCCCUGUUCCUCAGUCCGAUCUGGCAUGUUCUCCCCCUCUGUGGUUCAAAUGCGAAAGCACAACCUUGCCCCAGGCUCUAGUCUGGUUCACCUCCCUCAGUCCUGUUUCUCCUCCUGCGACAGCCUGGUUUCUUCCGUCCGUCCACAGUCUCCUCCUCCCCGGCACCGGCCUCCUCUCACCAGACUCUCCCUUCUGACAGCCAUCCUGAGGAAAGGCCGUUUGCCCGUUCUGUCUGCUUCCCUGCAGAGGCCUUACACCCCCUGCUGGCCUGUUAACCCUGUGACCCUCACUUUCUGCAAGGCAUGCUCAGCAGCUUCCAGUGUUGCCUCCAUUCCCCUGGAGUUUUCAACUCGCUUCUCCUCAUCCUCAUCCAUCGAUAGUCAGACUUGUGCUAACAGGGAGCCUAGUAGGCCUCUUAUCGCCCCCCCGCCUGAGCUGCCUAAUGAGCACAGCAGGCCUCACACGCCACUUAAAAGAUGCUUUGAGCAUAGAAGCGUGCCAAGAUGGGAGCAGGUUAUUUCACCGCCGCCAAUGAAAAGCACGACUCUGCAAAUAGAACCACCACAACGCUCAUGCUCAUUGCAGCACUCUUAUGUGGCAAAGCCUCCCGAAUUGAAGGCCAGCAUUGCCCACACGUAUCUCAGGAGCAUAAAAGACCCGAACCUCGAAAAAUCAAUCCCUCCUCCAACACCUUUUCAUCACCCAGCAAACAUCCGGAGCAGACCGCCAAAUUCCUCUCUGUCAAAGCUUCGCUGGCUUUCUGAGCGACUGCGAUCCCCUCCUCCAUGCCCCUCUCUGUCCGCUACGUCACAUCGUUCCCAUUCAGCCGGCUACGCCGCAUCACCUCUGCCUCCUCUCUCUCCCUUCUCACCACAAGGUUUCCCUAAAGUGCACAAUCUGACGCCUUCCCGUUACACACCCGUCGCUUUUUCCGAAUGGCCCUCGCCCAUCAGCUCUCCCACACCGACGCCCUCUCCCGCCACACUAGUUCGAGAGCGCACGCCCUCUCCUUCCUUCUCCCUGCGCUCUACGCCUUCCCCGAGGCCGGGGAGUAGAAUAUCGGACUGCGGUGACAGGGAGGGUAAAAAAAGAAAGCCUCACAAGAUAAAGUCCAGCUACAAAUCGCUUGCUGCAAUUCCCACAAACACCCUCCUUUUGGAUCAACAGGUGAUAGACGAACAGGUGGAAAGAGGGGAGACUUUGAAAGGAGUCGUGACGAGUGAGUGGGGUGACAAAGACACCCACGCUGAGAUGUGCUCGCCUGCUGAACUCCGGCAGCAGUCUGAGGAGCUGUAUGCAGCCAUUGACGAGAUAUUGGCUCAUCCCAUUCCACCAAGCAAAACAUCUUCCAAGAUAUCAACUUCUAACAUCUCAUCCAAAUCCUUGGGACGUGAAACCAAAUAUGCGUCUUUAGGCAGAUUGCAUCAAUCUGAGGCUACCACAAGAAAGCUGAUGGAGUCUAAAAAGGUAGAAGACGAUGCCUGGGAUUAUUCGCCCGAUGACGGCCAUUCCAAGACUGUCAGUGAGAGAUGGAGAACAGUAUCGACACAAUCCCUUCGGAGAAACAGCGGCCAAUCAGGGUAUUCCGGGCUUCAGCAAGUCAUGCGAGGUGGGAAGUGUGAGCCUUGAAGAUACGGGAAGAAGAAGUAGACAAAGUCUAAUGGGGCAAGAAGAGAGGAAAUCUGAGAGACGAAGACCAUUCUCUUUGGGUGAAUUACACAUCAGGGAGCCAGAUCAGUCCCUUUGAGGAAGAUGUCCCCAUUUCUCUCUUGCCAACACGAACAUCAAUCAACUCUUCACGCCCCACAUCAUCUUAAGAUAUUCAUUUGCCGACAUGAAUUAAGAAAUAGGGGAAGAAAAUAACUGAGUGGUAUAAUGUCCUCAUUAGUGCUUUGUCAGAUCCAUUUUCUAUACUGCUUGUCCGCAGUGGGGUAACGGGUGAGCUGGAGCCGGUCUACACCCUGGGCAUCAUUUCAUAUUGCACACAUAGACAAACAGCCGUUCAUAUUCAGAAUUUAGAGUCUCCAGCUACGCUAGCAUGAAGGUUUUUGGAAUGUGGGAGGAAGCCGAUUCCCAUCCCAGUCGCUUGAAUCAGCACUUUCAAGUCCGAGUCCAUGGUUCUGUAUUGCCAGCUCCGGGUUGGGGAGGAUAUCUUGCCCUAAGUGGAGGAGUUCAAGUACCUCGGAGUCUUAUUCACGAGUGAGGGAAGAGUGGAUCGUGAGAUUGACAGGCGGACCGGUGCGGCGUCCUUUUAUUUUUUAUUUAGCCUUUAUGGUAAAAUCCCAUUGAGAUCAAAGAUCUCUUUUCCAAGGGAGACCUGGCCAGGAGGGCAGCAGCAAGGUUACAUUAAAAACAGUAAACAAAUACAUAAAACAUCACAUUUACAACAUUAAAACUUGCUCACAUAACACAUGUGCAUACAGACAAGGUAGACUGCAGUCCUUUCACAGAAGCUUUAAACUCAUUCAAUGUAACAAGGGUUUGAAGUUUAAUAUUCGAUUGUAGGUUAUUCCAAGCCUUCGGAGCUGAAAACCUAAAUGCUUUCUUGCCCAGUUCAGUUCUUACUUUGGGGAUGACAAAUUGCAGAACAUUCAUUUAACGAAGAUUGUGACUUCCUUGUUUCUUUGUUAAAAGACAAGACAGAUAAGAUGGAGUGAUACCCAGAAUGGUUUUGUCGAUGAAAACAUACCAAUGAUUGAGGCGUCGAGCACAUAAAGAUGCCCAGGCUUCAGUAUUGCGGACGCUGUAUCGAUCCGUUGUGGUGAAGAAGGAGCUGAGCCGGAAGGAAAAGCUCUCAAUUUACCGGUCGAUCUACGUUCCCAUCCUCACCUAUGGUCAUGAGCUUUGGGUUAUGACCGAAAGGACAAGAUCACGGGUACAAGCGGCCGAAAAUGAGUUUCCUCCGCCGGGUGGCGGGGCUCUCCCUUAGAGCAGUGGUUCUUAACCUUGUUGGAGGUACCGAACCCCACCAGUUUCAUAUGCGCAUUCACCGAACUCUUCUUUAGUGAAAAAUUAAAUGUUUUUUUUCAAAUUCAAGACAAAGUUGUAUGUUUUGGUAACACUUUAGUAUGGGGAACAUAUUCUAAGUAACAAAGACUUAAUUUAGAGUUUUUUGGACACUAUUUUCUAAGUAACAAAGACGUAAUUUAGAGUUAUUUGGUUAGGGUUAGGGUUAAAGGGUUAGGGCCAGGGUUAGGGUUAUAAUAAGGCCAUGCCGAAUAAGUCAUUAAUAAGUACUUAAUAAUGACUAGUUAAGAGCCAAUAUGUUACUAAUUUGCAUGUUAAUAAGCAACUAAUUAAUGGUGAAUAUGUUCCCCAUACUAAAGUGUUACCAUGUUUUAUUACUGGUGCACAAAAUGAACCGUGCAUGAACAUCACCUUGUUCAAAGAACAAAACCAACACAGUGCAUAAACUCACAACAAAUUACACACCUGCAAAUCAGUCUGACUUCUGUUGUUGCCAUAUCCGUAAUACGCCGACAGGGAGGAGUUUUCAUUUACACGAUGAGUCGAGGGUGUGUCUUGACCUCCGCCGAACCCCAGAGCCUGACUCACCGAACCCCUAGGGUUCGAUCGAACCCAGGUUAAGAACCACUGCCUUAGAGAUAGGGUGAGAAGCUCUGUCAUUUGGAAGGAGCUCAAAGUAAAGCCGCUGCUCCUCCACAUUGAGAGGAGCCAGAUGAGGUGGUUCGGGCAUCUGGUCAGGAUGCCACCUGAACGCCUUCUGAGGGAGGUGUUUAGGGCACGUCCAACCGGUAGGAGGCCACGGGGAAGACCCAGGACACGUUGGGAAGACUGUGUCUCCCGGCUAGCCUGGCAACGCCUCGGGAUCCCCCGGGAGAAGCUGGACGAAGUGGCUGGGGAGAGGAAAGUCUGGGCUUCUCUGCUUGGGCUGCUGCCCCCGUGACCCGACCUCGGAUAAGCGGAAGAAGAUGGAUGGAUGGAUGGGAGGAAGCCGUAGUACCUGGAGAAACAAGCAAAUGCCCAAGCAAAUUCAAACUGUCAAUCCAAUAUGCCAACCACCCGUCCCCACCGUACGUCCCUCUAUCUGACACAAGCAUUCGUCAAUUCUUUUUUUUUUUUUUUUUUUUAAAGAUGUUGGAUAAAAGCUCCCUUUUUUUAAGAUUUUGCCUUGGCGGCUUGGCGUGGGUUGAGUAAUGAGCUGCCGAUUGACAAAACAAUUAGUUUUCAGUUUGCUAUUUUCCAACAAAAGUAGUAAAAUACAUUCGAGGCUUGUUGCAGCUCUCUAUGAACCAUUUUGGGUAUGUGCUGAGAAACUUGCAUGUCACCAAAAAGCUGGUAUUCUUUCCUUGUUGCCAUGGUGACGGAAGGAGUGACUGUCCUUCAGCCAUGAAAAGAACGUUUUCUUUGGUAACGAGACGUGAUAACAAGUCGGCUGCUUAAACGGACCCAUAGCGUCCGGAUGACCGAAAUUUUAUCGACAAUUUUUUUGCAGUUGAAAAUUAAUUUGGCGUUAAUUUCCAAUAAUAUUGUUUAGUUUUUAGCAAUGGGUAGAUAAAUAACUGUAUUUGGAACGGCCCAUUUCUAUCUGCACAUUCGAUAUGCCCUCUUUAAGUGUGACGCCGUCCACCGAACUGGAGCCCAUUUCCCCGCAUAGACAGUGUGGAUAAAGGCAUGUAAAACUAUUAUUUUCAUCCCUUGUAUGUUUUUGUCGCCCUGGUCCACGAUUACUUCAAAACUGAUAUGGUUUUGUGACGUGUGGCUACAGAAACAAUAAGUCAACAUAACUAAAAGAAGAAUGUAUUGUUUAGAGCAGAUCUGGGCAAAUUAAGGCCCGGGGGCCACGUGCGGCCCGUUAAGCUUUUCAAUCUGGCCCGCCGGGCAUUCCCAAAUAAUUUUUUUUACAUCUUUAAGAUGGAAAGUGUAGCUGCCAUUAUGAUGUGCAGUGAUGUUUUCUAAUGACCGUAAGUCUUGAACGAUACAAAGUAUUUCUAUGGUUGGAAUCUGCGCUUUUGCAUGAUAUUUUAGUGACUAGUGUUGUCCUGAUACCAAUAUUAUUUCGAUACUUUUCAGUACUUUUCUAAAUAAAGGGGACCAGAAAAAAUUUCAUUAUUGGCUUUAUUUUAAGAAAAAAAUCUUAGGCUGCGGCGGACCGGUACUUUUCAGAGGCAGUAUGGUACCGAAUAGGAUUCAUUAGUACCGCGGUACUAUACUAAUACCCGUAUACCGUACAACCCUACUAGUUACUAUGGUAAUCUACGUCACAGCAGGUCAGACGAGGCACCAAGCAGUGUGGGUGUGGCUUGAUUGUAAAAUAUGUCGAUUGAGAGGGGGUGUGACGUUCAUAUGUUCUCAAUAUUCAGGGUUUUAUCGUUCAUAGAAACAUUUAAAAUUCCGUUUUUAAGGCGGUCUGUCAUAACAUUUUUAGCAUUCAAUCAGACUUUAUUGUGAGGUUUUGUAUUAGUUUUCCUAAAAAAUAGAUAUACUGGCCCCCAGACAAUUUUUUUUUCUCUAAAUUUGGCCCCCGAGUCAAAAUAAUUGCCCAGGCCUGGUUUAGAGCAAAGUUUAGUUAAAAUUACCACGAAGAUCCUGACUUCCUAGGCCCAAAAAAUCAUGUUGUAAGUUAAAAGUCCAAAAGGCAGUGUUCUGGCCAAAAUGUAGCCUUGAUGCUGGAUUUUAAACAAUUUAAAUGUGCUUUUAUUAAACCUGGCUAGGGUGUGUCUGUAGUUUUAACCUCAAAGAGCUGUGCUUUUCUACACAGGUCCACAAUAGUUUGUGUUAUUGUGUACUUAAUCACACACACACACACACACUCACACACACACACACAUAUUCUUGUAUUUUGUACCUUCUCGAGACCUCCGAAAAAUGCCUACCUCUUUAGGACCACCCUUUCUAGAUAUAUAAUGAUGUGUAUUUACAACAUUAAUAAUAUAUACAUACUAUGCAAUAUAAAAAAAAAACUUGUUGUGAAAGAUGAGUUGGAAUUUCACCAGAAAAAGGUCCCAAUUUCACAAGAAAAACUUAGAAUGUUGGCAGCAUUAUAACAAAAGUCGUAAUUUUACUCAACGCAAGUCAAAGUUUUACAAGAAAAACUGAACAUUUGUGCAAUAUUAUGAUAAAAGUCGGAAUUUUACUCAAUAACAGUCGCAAUUUUACUAGAAAAACUUACAAUUUUGGCAAUUUAAUGAAAAGAGUCGUAAUUUUACUGGACAAAAGUCACAAUUUUAUAAGAAAACUUUAAAAUGUUGGCAAUAUUAUAAUAAUAAUCGGAAUUUUUACUUGGCAAAACUAUGACAAAAGUCAUAAUUUUACUCAAAAAAUGUCAUUAUUUUACAAGAACAACAAAAAAAAAGGUCAAUAUUGUGAUAAAAGUCAGAAUUGUACAUGACAAAUGUCACAAUUUUGCAUUAAAGGGUAAUAAUUUUACGAGAAAAUAUUGCAAUAUUACAGAAACAGAAAGAAUAUGAGAAAUUGUUCCCAAUUUUAUAAGAAAAACGUCGACACUUUUAGUUAAUUUUUUUGUUUGUAAUCGUUUUUUUAUCUUCAUUAUUUACUUCAAGUUAUUUCAAGUAUGUCGCUAUACACAUAUAUAUAUAUAUUUUUUUCUAAUACAUUUUGGCCAAAGGGGGCGCAUUUCAAUCUUUUACACACACUUGUUAUUACAUAUGUUGGCCAGAGGGGGAGCACUUUUAAAACCGACAUACAGUCAAUUAGAAAAAUCCCUCCUUUUUGGGAUCACCCUAAUUUUGAUAGAUUUCACCGCCAGGGGUGCAAAUUAGACAUUCUCUAUUAGAUGCAAUGGUUUUCCGUAUUGGGACCAUGAUUUAUGUCCUAACUUGUUCACCAGUCCUCAUAUGGAAGGUACUUUUCCUUGUUGAUGUCUCAAGAAGGGUAUGAAUACAAGAACACACACACACACACACACACACACACACACACACACACACACUGUAACUCUUGUCUCAAAAUUAAGUAAACAUGAUUUUUCUCAGGUUUGGUGCUCAUAAACAGGUUCCAGUAGGUGACACAUAUUAGCUGUUAUAACAUCCAGACAGAGGCAGAGUCAUACAUGUGUCAUUUUAUUUUAGUUGUAUUUAGUCUUAUUAUACAGUAGUUAAUAUAAUUUGACUAAAUGCUAAAACUCAUUGGUUGUAUGACCGCGGGAGUUACAUUGUUAAUUAGAUUGUAACAAGUUACCCACCAUGUAAUACAAUGAGAUACAACUAAAAUAAAGUAAAACGAUGCAUUCGAGACACAUAUGGAGAGGGAGCAAUGUCAGAGAAGGUUCCAUAUCUUGUUCUACGGUUAUCAUCACACUGCUUCCUCUGUGUAAUUUUUUGUCUGUGGUAGUAUCGCAAAAAAGCCAGAAAAAAACACUUUUGUGAGUUAAUUUCUUUUUCGCUGGCGAGUUAAAGCUUCAUGCUAUUUGAUGAUACGACGCUUGAAGAUGGUUUGAACAAAAUACGUUUUAUCCGACUUUUAGGCAUACGUUUUUUUCCACAACAUAUUGAUUCAACUCCAAAUUGUUGCACUGUACUGCAAU